AUGCCUCGCAUCAAAGACUAUGGUGCCAAAGGACGUGGGCUCCAAGCGGUUGCAUCUGCUCCAGAUAGGCUAGUAUACAAGGCGGGUGAUAUUAUUGGUGAGCUCGUCGCAGUGCUGAAGCCCUUGCAGAGCCAGACUGAUGGGUGGAGUGUCGAGGUCAAGAGAAAGGAUCUCCCUAUGGAAUCCGAGACCGUCCGCACGCUUCAUUGGUAUGAUCAUAUCAGGAAAGUAUAG
Exophiala bonariae is the source of this 234-nucleotide messenger RNA. RefSeq lists its product as uncharacterized. The coding region runs from base 1 to 234 and encodes 77 amino acids. The transcript is spliced from 2 exons. The record is from RefSeq and is a predicted model, not a curated record. NCBI's taxonomy places the organism in Eukaryota, Fungi, Ascomycota, Eurotiomycetes, Chaetothyriales, Herpotrichiellaceae.